Messenger RNA from Pteronotus mesoamericanus, 2876 nucleotides. It is a transcript of the gene IFNAR1, whose product is annotated as interferon alpha and beta receptor subunit 1. The transcript is spliced from 11 exons. Bases 105 to 1787 code for a protein of 560 amino acids. Gene Ontology annotation, biological process: type I interferon-mediated signaling pathway. The record is from RefSeq and is a predicted model, not a curated record. Gene Ontology annotation, molecular function: protein binding; type I interferon receptor activity. Gene Ontology annotation, cellular component: plasma membrane. Lineage: Eukaryota; Metazoa; Chordata; Mammalia; Chiroptera; Mormoopidae.
UGGGGCUUCUUCCUGUGCCCGGGCUUGAGGCUCCCCUCGGGUAGCACGGCACUGUUAGGGCGGCGAUCGCUGUGAACGGCAGGGCUGUCGGCGGGCCGCGGAGGAUGAUCGGCCUUCUGGGUGUGACGACCCUGGUUCUGGUCGCCGGGCCGCCGUGGGAGUUGCGCGCAGCCGCAGGAGGAACAAAUCUAAAACCUCCUCAAAAUGUAGAAGUCUCCAUCAUCGAUGACACCUUCAUCCUGCAGUGGGACGGCAGAAGUAGCCCCGGCAGGAACGUGACUUUCUCAGCAGGUUACCAAACAUUAGAGAUGAAUAAUUGGAUGGAAUUGCCUGGGUGUCAGUGUGUUGCUAGUACCAACUGCGACUUUUCUUCUCUCAACACAAAUGUUUAUGACAAAGUUAAAUUGCGUAUAAGAGCAGAAGAAGGAAAUAACACCUCCCCAUGGCAGGAGCUUGACUGGUUCAUACCGUAUCUGAAAGCUCAAAUUGGUCCUCCAAAAGUACGUUUAGAAGCCGAAGAUAAGGCAAUAAUAAUAAACAUCUCUCCUCCGGGAACAAAAGACAAUGGCAUGUGGGACAUGGACAAGUCAAGCUUCCGGUACAGGAUCACCUUCUGGGAGGACGCUUCGGGCAGACAGACAACCGUGGAAACUGCUUAUCCCAAGUACCUAAUUACUGAUCUCUCUCCCACCACAACUUAUUGCUUAAAAGUGAAGGCGAGAAUUUUCCUGUUGAAAAAGCACGCGGUGGACAGCCCUGUGUACUGCGUGAAUACCACAGUUGAAAACGUGGACAAACUGCCUCCACCAGAGAACGUACGAGUCAGUGGGGAAAAUCAGUCCUAUGUUAUUCAGUGGAAUUACACACACAAGAACGUGACUUUCCAAGCUCAGUGGCUCCCUGCCUUUUUCAAAAAAAGACCCGCAGACUACGAGGCAAAGUGGACACUGGUACCAGGCUGUGACGGCGCAAGAGCUGCCCAGUGUGUCUUUCCCCAGAGCACCCUCCAAAAAGGAACUUACUUUUUCCGUGUGCGAGCCUCCAGCGGGAAUAGCACGUCUUCGUGGUCCAGAGAGAAGGAGUUUGACACCGAAAGCCAGACUGUCCUCCUCCCUCCCGUCGUGAUCAUGAAAGCUGUUAACAGCAGCUCCCUGCGAGUCUUUAUCGGCUCUCAAAACAAGUCUGCGCACCAGCAUUACCUGCUGACCUAUGAAAUUAUUUUUUGGGAAAACACUUCAAAUGCUGAGAGGAAAAUUGUAGAGAACAGGACAGACUUCACUCUUCCGAACCUGGAAGCGCUGACCAUGUACUGCAUCAAAGCCAGGGCGCUCCUGAAGGCCAAGAAGUGGAACAACAGCAGCGAGUUCAGCGAGACCACGUGCGAGAGGACAAAACCAGGAAGCUCCCACCGCGCCUGGCUGGCGGCUGUCCUCUGCGUCAUGCUGGCUGCCCCGCUGCUCCUGCUCACCCUGUGGGGCCUCCGGAGACUGGUCAACUACGUGUUCUUCCCCAGUAGUGUGCCUCCCUCCACCAUCGACGAGUACAUCUCCGAACAGUCACUGAAGAACAUACUGCUUUCCACAUCUGAGGAGCAAACUGAAAGAUGUUUUAUAAUUGAAAAUGGAGACACGAUCGCCACCAUAAAAGAAACUAACCAGACUGAAGAUCACAAAACGUACAACUCCCAGACUAGUCAGGAUUCAGGAAACUACUCUAACGAAGAUGCAGACAAUGUCAGCAGAGCGAGCAACGGCUUCGGGCAGGAGGACAGCGUGUGGCAGGGAUGAGCUCCGGCCCAUCAGGGGUGAGGCUGGCCUCUGCCGCCGGCCUCGGGCCCCGUCUCCCGGGCCUGGCGGGGGCCAUAUGCUCGUUGGGGAAGACACACCUUUGCGUCAUGGGUCCUAAAAAUACAGGCGUGGGCCUAACCUGUGUACAGAGCAAGCUGCAGGAAUCGGGGGGCCAGCCUUCAGCGUCACUUCCCACGGGGCAUCUCCAAAGCCCUGUCCUCGGGCCUGUCUUACAGGAGUCUGUUCCCAAAGAUGCCCGGUCUCCCUGCGGGACCCGCGUCAGCGCGGCACACUUUGGAGCCUUGGGGAGUCUCUGUGCCCCUGUCAGCUGGGGCUGUCACGGUGCUGCUGGGUGCUGUGUUGUCCCUGGCACCCAACAUUCUCCAUUCCGAGGAGACCUUUAUGUCUCAGGAGAUGUUUAGAUGUUUGGCUUUGUCUUCUGACGCUGGAGUGGACCCCAGGAAAUUUCUUUAGAAAUGCUGGCAACCACUGCCACGGAAAAGAUUUUCUGAAAAAAUAGCUCACCCUAAACAACAUUCUCAGGUGUCAGAACGUGAUACUUAAAGUUUCUCUGAGGAGUUCUACCCAUUCCUCCCAAGAGCGUUGGCUCCUAUGUGACAGCUCCCUGAACUUCCACAGUUCAGGGGUCAAACCAGUGAUUCUGCACAGUCAUUAAGCAGCCUGAUUCCUACCUUAUUAGAGUGACAGCUGCUGAUCAGAAUGUGCAGUGACUGAAGUUACAGAGAAAUAGGAUGCUACGCUGAUUUUUUAAGGAAUGGGAGAGCGAAGAACUUAGUGACAGGGUGUGAAGGUGCCGAACAGGAGAAAUCUUGGACAUGACAGUUAAAAGACACUGGUGAGUUCUGGCUGGUGUGGCUCAAUGGAUUGAGCACCGGCCUGAGAACCAAAGGGUCGCUGGUUCAAUUCCCAGGCAGGGCACAGGCCUGGGUUGCGGGCCAGGUCCCUAGUAGGGCGCGUGCAAGAGGCAACCACACAUGGAUGUUUCUCUCCCUCCCUCCCCUUUCUCUAAAAAGAAUAGAAAAUCUUAAAAAAAAAGAAGAAAGGAAGGAAGGGAGGGAGGGAGGAAGG